Messenger RNA from Meloidogyne enterolobii, 1082 nucleotides. The record is from the annotation of a GenBank genome assembly. Lineage: Eukaryota; Metazoa; Nematoda; Chromadorea; Rhabditida; Meloidogynidae.
GAGUAAAAUGAAAAUAUUUUCCGGGAACUUAAGAAUUUAAGACUAGAGACCGGACUGGGAGUGUCGUACGAGAAUCGAGACAAAUCUUGAAAAAUCUCGAUCUCAAUGUCGAUAAUAGAGAUCUCGGUCCGGUAAUUUUCUUUAAGGUUUCUUUCUAUCCACACCUUUAAAAAUCCGAGCUUAAGACCGGAAACGAAAAACUUACUAAAUCCUGAGACUUAAGUUUUUCGGAAACUAAGUUUUGGAAAUUUAAGAACAAUAAAUUUAAGUUCUGAAAACCUACAUAAAUAACCUAAUAAUAAAAAUUUUAAAAUUAAAUAAAUUUUUAAUUUUCUGUUUUAAAUUUAUUUUCCUAAUUUUUGGAUUUUAUUUCUAUGGAUAUGUGUUUCUGAUAAAUUUUGUAUUUUUUGUAUUUUUUUACAUUUUUAUUUUUAAUGUUUCUUUCCGGAAAAACUUUUAUUCAUUUAAUUUUUAAUUUACAACUUUCAAAGGCAACUAUUCCCUCCAAACAUUUUUAUUUUCCUUAUUUUAUCAAAAAAUAUUUUUCUUUAAUUAAUUUUAACCGAAAAAAAAGUUUUGAGUAAACAAACAAAUUAUUUAUAACGAAAAAAGUUUGAUUAAUUACUCUCUAAAGCUAUGUAAUUUUAUUUAUUUUUUGUUUUAAUUUAAAUUAUUUAUUUUUUCUUUUGUUUGACUCAGUUCUCUUGACUUACUUCCCACGCUUCUUCAUUUUUUUAUUAUUUUUUUAUUUUUUUAUUUUCUUGUUAGACUUGGCUUAUUUUUCAUUGUUUUAAAUUUUAUAAAAAAUAGAGAAUAUUUAAUUCCCCUAUUUUUAUUUUUUUAAAUUAUUAAGAGACUUUCCUAGUCUCUUAAUAGCCUUCCUAGCCUAAGGAAAUUUUUCCUUAUCUGCCUCAAGUUAGGUAAUGGUAAAUUAAAGUAUCAAUUAAAUAAAUUAAAAAAAAAUAAAUUUCGACCAAAAUAGAUAUCUCUGCCGUAAAGUCAGGCUCCUUUAUGGCAGAGAUUAGGAGCCUCAAGAGUAGAGCCCCCUUUGUAUUUUUUUGAGGCUUCUUUUUAUCAUACAU